AUGGCAAAGUCUUCAGAUGCUGUGGCGCCCAAAUCCGAGUCGGCGUCGCCCUACCAGCUCGAUUCCGCCCAGGCUUUGCGCGCCGCAAAGGCCUUGACUGCACACAUCAAGUCCUCCGAGAGCACCAAGACGGCCGCGUCCACCAAGAAAAACCUCCUUGAGGACGAGUCUUCCGAAGACGGCGAUGUCGCCGCCGACGGCCAGGUCCCAGUGUGGCUGAUUGUAACCACCAAGAAACACAUUGUCGACAAGAAGCGCCUGAAGCCAACCAAGAUUGCGCUGCCGCACCCUUUGCCUGCGCCUGGCCAGAGAAUAUGUCUGAUCACCGCGGACCCCCAGCGCUCGUACAAAGACCUGAUCGAAGAAUCGGCCUUCCCUCAAGAAUUGCGCGAGCGCAUUGGCCGCGUCAUCGGCAUUUCCAAGCUCAAGGCGAAGUACAAGACCUACGAGGCCAAGCGACAGCUUUACGCCGAGUAUGACAUUUUCCUGGCCGACGAUCGCAUCAUCACUUUCCUUCCUUCUGCUCUCGGCAAGGUUUUCUACAAGACCACGGCGAAGCGCCCCGUGCCCGUCCACCUGAUGGGAAACGAGAAGGUCCAGAAGGACGCCGAGGGCAAAAAGGCCAAGAAGUCCGGCGAGGACAAGAGCUCCAGCAUCGUUGGCGCGCCGGCUGCCGUUGCGAAGGACAUGCAAAAGGCUCUGGAUUCAGCCCUCGUGCACCUGAGCCCGUCCGCAACUACUGCCAUCCGCAUUGCAAACGCAAGUUUCGAGCCCAAGCAGAUCACAGAGAACCUGAAGGCCGUCGUUCAAGCGCUCACAACGCAGGAGAAGCUGAUUCCGAAGGGCUGGAGGAACAUCCGCUCGCUCCACAUAAAGGGGCCGGAGACGACUGCUCUGCCGGUCUGGUUGGCGGAUGAACUGUGGGUGGAGGAGCAGGACGUCCUGGACGAGAAGCACAAGCCGGUUGAUAAGUCGGAGAGGCUGAAGAUCAAGGAGGACGAACAGAACAAGAAGCGGAAGCCGCUUGAGGAUGCGAAGGAAGAAAGCACCGAGAAGCCGGCGAAGAAGUCCAAGAAGGAGAAGGUGCAGGGUGCUGACCUGAGCAAGGAAAUCGCGCAGCGCAAGGAAACGUUGCGGAAACAGAAGAAGGCAGCUAAAGCCGACGCAUAG
Messenger RNA from Diplodia corticola, 1170 nucleotides. Its product is annotated as electron transfer flavoprotein alpha-subunit. The record is from RefSeq and is a predicted model, not a curated record. The coding region runs from base 1 to 1170 and encodes 389 amino acids. NCBI's taxonomy places the organism in Eukaryota, Fungi, Ascomycota, Dothideomycetes, Botryosphaeriales, Botryosphaeriaceae. The transcript is spliced from 2 exons.